AUGAAUGGUUUGAUGAGGUUCAAACAGAAAGGGAAGCUAGCACCUCGUUUCAUUGGACCUUUCAAAAUUUUGGAUCCUGCGGGAGCCAUAGCAUACCGCCUUGCGCUACCUACCGCAUCAACAAGUAUCCACGACAUCUUUCACAUAUCCAUGUUGAAGAAUUACAUGCCGGAUGAGUCACACAUUAUUAGCUGGGAGUAUAUUGAACUUACUGAUGAGGCUUCCUAUAUCGAGGAACCUAUACGCAUCCUGGAUCGCAAGGAGAAGGUCAUGCGAACAAGGACGAUACCUUUGGUCAAGGUUCUCUGGUCGCAUCAUGGCGAGGAAGAAGAAACUUAG
Messenger RNA from Magnolia sinica, 339 nucleotides. RefSeq lists its product as uncharacterized. NCBI's taxonomy places the organism in Eukaryota, Viridiplantae, Streptophyta, Magnoliopsida, Magnoliales, Magnoliaceae. The record is from RefSeq and is a predicted model, not a curated record. The coding region runs from base 1 to 339 and encodes 112 amino acids. The transcript has a single exon.